AUGAAUGAUCAACAUUAUAACGCUACAUCUGGCUUGUCACCGACUUCGGACCAUGGGAGUCCUACGAGGGACGACGCUAGGUCGUCGGUAUCAAACCAUUCGUGGAAAAAGAGGGUAUCGACGGCAUGUUUGGCUUGCAAGAAGUCGAAACGAAAGUGUUCCGGAACGCCGCCUUGUGAAAACUGUCGUGCUUUUCAACGCACUUGUAUUUUCGAUGAAUCACUUGAUCAACGACGCCGGGUUGCAGCCAAACGUACAGCUGAUGAGCUGGGCUAUCACCGUGACCUUCUGAAUGAUCUCUUUAAGCUUGUCCGUGAGGCAGAUGAGUCUUAUGCUUUGGAGCUGCUAGAAAUAAUUCGACGGAAUGCUCCUCCCCAUGAAGUCAGAUCUUACAUUGAUAAAACACUGGCCAUACUGGGUGCCGAUAACACCACCCCCCGGGAGACAGUGGCCAGGUUGGAGGAUGUGCGUCACUUUCUCAGUGUCGAAGCUGAUGGACCUGCCUUUCGAAGCAAGGUCAUGGAUAUUCAUUAUCUUUGUGAUGAAGCUCCGUUGAAAGUACCUGCACACCCAUGGACGACUGUCACGGAUGACGCAGACUUGGUGUCAAAUCUUGUCUCACUCUAUUUCACCUGGGAUUAUCCAUUCCAAGGAGGGUUGGAUCGAGAUGUUUUCUUGAAACAUAUGGUUAGUGGGGAUUUGCGGUCGGAGUUUUGCAGUCCCUAUCUGGUAAAUGCGAUGUUGAGUAAUGCCUGUUAUUUCUCGGAUUUCUCGGAAGCAUAUGUUGUCCCAGGGAAGAUUGCCUCGAAAGGCUGUGACUUCCUCGCUGAAGCCGAGAGAUUAAAAGAGCUCCAGAGUCCUCAACCUAGUCUUGUCUUAUUACAAGGGACACUUCUCAUGUACGAGAGGUAUGCCAUGUCGCACAACAACGACCUCGGAUAUUUCACACUGCAUGAAGCGAUCCGAAUCGGGGAAUCCCUGGGCUUGGUUGGAGACAAAGGACCAAGAAUAGCAUCCGGCCAGUUAUCCAAAGACAUGGAUUUGUCCUGCAGAAGGGCAGCGUGGGGACUCUUCAAUAUUGACACGACAAUCCAUACUGGUUUUCUCAGAUCAUGUUUAAUCAAUCAGGUCAAUCUCCCCCGUAUUGAAGAUGACCUCUCCACGGUUCAGCCUCAGUGGACUCCUUAUCCGACACAUCGAAAGCCGCGCCCAUCAUACCUCAAACCCUUCUUCGAUGAAGCGUGCAACUUAUCCACGAUUGCGCGUGAUAUUUCACAUACUAUGUUUGCAGGUCAUGCUCGGGAUAAGUCUCUUCAGCGCCAGAGUCGAGAGUUGUUAUACGAGCGACUGUUAAGGUGGCAGGCUUUGUUGCCUGAUGCUUUUGCGACAUCAGAUCCGCCACCACAUAUCAUACUGUUGAGAAUGCGAUACCAUACCUUGACCAUCAAUUUAUUCAGCUGUAUCUCAGACAGCGAAUUUUCAAGCAUUACAUCUGAUGCACCGCAUACGCCUGAAAGCCCUCCCAGGCAAACCCCCGAAUCCAAAUAUAAUGCCUGGGAGGUUACGCAAUCUGCAGCUCGGGGUAUAGCUGAACUCACCCAGCUACAUCGACAGGAAUAUGGGCUAAGCCGAGCACAUCAAUUCGCCAUGUAUGCGAUCAACCUAGCGUUAUUUACCCUGUUGGAACAAGAGGACUUUGAUGUCCUUGACCAGGAUUUCUUGUCUCUAGCCAGCGCCUUUUCCAUUGUCGCAAGUCGAUCGGCACUUGGACGAAACCUGUUUCACAUCUUCCGACAAUCCGUGCGAGCCAAGGCCCAGGGUGAUCGGAUCCGUGGGGCAAGCUCCAUAUCGGAUGAGUUGAAGGACCUAUUUGAUGAGGGAUCAAGUGGGAGAGGUCAUGAUCGCUUUGAUGAUUAUGCCGAGGGGCUGGAGAAGCUAAAUCAAGAGCAAAAAUACCAUGGUAUAGGAGGGGAAGGCGGUACCAACCUCCAGGAUUAUCCUGGCAUGGGACUUUCGGAUAUGCUUGAUCGAUAUGAAAGUCUAAGUCUGGGAAAAGAUGACGUUUUCCUGGAACGAUAUCGUCCCAUGGGAUGCUGA
Messenger RNA from Penicillium verhagenii, 2097 nucleotides. RefSeq lists its product as uncharacterized. The transcript is spliced from 5 exons. NCBI's taxonomy places the organism in Eukaryota, Fungi, Ascomycota, Eurotiomycetes, Eurotiales, Aspergillaceae. Bases 1 to 2097 code for a protein of 698 amino acids. The record is from RefSeq and is a predicted model, not a curated record. Gene Ontology annotation, molecular function: DNA-binding transcription factor activity, RNA polymerase II-specific; DNA binding; zinc ion binding. Gene Ontology annotation, biological process: DNA-templated transcription; regulation of DNA-templated transcription.